AUAACACAAAAACCUUAUUCGAUUAUAUCGUAUGAGCAAAUGUUAUAGUAUACCUUGGAUUGUUAUUAUAACAUACGUUUACCAGUUACAGAUAACAUGUUGUGAAGUUUCGUUGACUUAUUACGUAAUUGUACGUUUAACUAUAAGUUACCAGAGUAGUGCUUAAUAAUCUGAGCUGAACUUACUAAAACUUUCGUACAUUCUUGAAUACUUAUUCAACUUUCAAGCCGUAACUGACUUGAGAAAGAAGUCUGACUAACUUAUUUAUUUGUACAAACUCCCAGUCCAAUUUUUUUUCCUAAUGACGAAACAUGAAAGUGAAAUAGAUCUUUAACGUUAGAUCUUAUGCAACACUUAGCCAGUAAUUUAAAUUAUUUAACGGAAGGUUUCAAAAGUGGAAUAUCCUCCCUGAUGAAUUUAGCUGGUGAAGGUGGGGAUCCCAACAGUGGAGUAUUUUUCGUCAAUUUCAAUCAAGACUGCACAUCCCUUGCAGUCGGAACCAAGACUGGGUACAAGUUGUUUUCUCUGAAUUCUGUGGAUAAAUUUGAAAAGAUUUAUGAAAAUGAUAAUGAAGACAUCUGCAUUGUGGAGAGGCUUUUCUCUUCAAGUCUUGUGGCUGUUGUCAGUCUUUCUUCUCCUCGCAAGCUCAAAGUCUGCCAUUUCAAGAAAGGAACAGAAAUUUGCAAUUACAGCUACUCUAAUACUAUCCUAGCUGUCAAAUUAAACAGAGUUCAAGCUAAAAUCAUGAUACCAGCCCAUGAUAGCCCUUUAGCAUCAAUGACUUUUAACCCUUGUGGAACCAAAAUUGCCACAGCAUCAGAAAAAGGCACAGUAAUUAGAAUCUUCAGUAUAAUAGAUGGAGUGAAACUCUAUGAAUUCAGAAGAGGAGUAAAGAGAUGUGUUAGCAUAUACUCAAUGUCAUUCAGUCUAGACUCUAAUUUUCUCUGUGUGUCGAGUAAUACAGAAACUGUGCACAUAUUCAAAUUGGACGAUCCAAGAGAAGUAAGGUGUGUGGAGGAACCUCAAGGUUGGAUGGGGUAUGUAGGGAAAGCUUUGAUGCAGUCAGCGAGCUAUCUACCUACUCAAGUAACAGACAUGUUCAACCAAGGGCGGUCAUUCGCCACUGUUCAUCUUCCUUUUUCUGGUUUAAAAAAUGUGUGUGCCUUGGCUUUAAUUCAGAAGAUAGCAAGAGUACUGGUAGCUUCUGCAGAUGGAUACUUGUAUAUUUAUAAUUUGGAGCCAGGAGAAGGAGGAAACUGUACCCUUGUUAAACAACACAGGUGUGUUACAUCUAUAGUCUAAGCUAAAGUCAGAAGU
Messenger RNA from Limulus polyphemus (Atlantic horseshoe crab), 1317 nucleotides. Its product is annotated as WD repeat domain phosphoinositide-interacting protein 2-like. Gene Ontology annotation, cellular component: extrinsic component of membrane; phagophore assembly site membrane; cytosol. The transcript is spliced from 8 exons. Lineage: Eukaryota; Metazoa; Arthropoda; Merostomata; Xiphosura; Limulidae. Gene Ontology annotation, biological process: nucleophagy; protein lipidation; protein localization to phagophore assembly site. Gene Ontology annotation, molecular function: phosphatidylinositol-3,5-bisphosphate binding; protein binding; phosphatidylinositol-3-phosphate binding. The record is from RefSeq and is a predicted model, not a curated record. The coding region runs from base 346 to 1302 and encodes 318 amino acids.